Messenger RNA from Arabidopsis thaliana (thale cress), 477 nucleotides. Its product is annotated as Reverse transcriptase (RNA-dependent DNA polymerase). The record is from RefSeq and is marked reviewed. The transcript is spliced from 4 exons. NCBI's taxonomy places the organism in Eukaryota, Viridiplantae, Streptophyta, Magnoliopsida, Brassicales, Brassicaceae. The coding region runs from base 1 to 477 and encodes 158 amino acids.
AUGGAAAAUGUGAGCGAAGCAAAGCUGGUUGUUGGCAUGACAAUUAGAAGAAGCAAAAAGGGUCUCAUGCUGUCACAAGAGAAAUAUUUGAAGAAUGUUCUUACAAGGUUAAACAUGGAUAACGCGAAACGCUUUAGUAGUGAUACUCCAUUUGCUGGUCAGUUUAACUAUCCAAAGAUCAAUCAUUAUCGACAACGAGAUGUUAAAUAUGUAACAUUAGAUAUUAUACAUGCAAUGGAAGUUACUAGCAUAUUUCUGAGUAAAUUGGAGAUCGAGAUAUAUAGAGACAGAACGAAGGAUCAAAUUGACAUGUCUGUUGUUGAUGAAAUUAUUGUAAACCUUCGCAACCUCAUCAGCGAGAGAGUUUAUUUACCGGAAAUAAAUUGGAAGUUUAAAACCGAACCUCAUACAUCUACAAAUUUUCGAACCAAAUGUCUGCCAUGUGACUCGAGGAACCUAGGAAAAACCUAUGAUUGA